Molecule: messenger RNA, 1733 nt
Organism: Leptidea sinapis
Lineage: Eukaryota; Metazoa; Arthropoda; Insecta; Lepidoptera; Pieridae
Product: esterase FE4-like
Exons: 3
Coding region: 4-1611 (535 amino acids)
Source: RefSeq, a predicted model, not a curated record
AUCAUGAGAGCAAGUACGUGGCCACUCGUGUUCCUGCUGGUUUCCGUCCAGGCCAGAUCAAGGUUGGACCCUCUAGUGGACACCAAACAGGGUCUGAUCGCAGGCCUCCAAGCCGACGAUGGAGACUACUCCAUGUUCUUAGGGAUACCGUACGGACGAGUAGACGAGGAUAAUCCAUUUGGGGCUGCCCAACCGUAUCCACCAUUUGAAGAAGUCUUCGAAGCCCAUGACGACUCAGCAAUAUGUCCUCAACAAGAAGAAUUCAAUAAAACCAUAGUGGGAUCCCUGGACUGCCUACAUCUAAACAUAUACGUUCCCAACAAGGCCACGACCAGAAACAAACUUCCAGUCUUGGUCUGGAUUUAUGGAGGAGGGUUCCAAAUCGGAUUUGCUGGUAGAUUCCUCUACGGACCACAAUAUUUGGUACGACAUGAUGUUAUACUAGUCACCCUAAAUUAUAGACUGGGUCCCUACGGAUUCAUGUGUCUUGAUAUACCUGAAGUUCCGGGGAACCAGGGACUGAAAGAUCAGGCCCUAGCUUUGAGAUGGAUAAAGGAGAACAUUGAACAGUUUGGUGGAGACGCUACCAAGAUUACUGCAUUCGGAGAAAGUGCAGGAGCAGCAUCAGUAGAAUUUCAUCUUCUGUCUAACAAUGAACAGUUGUUUAACCAGGCUAUUCUACACAGUGGCUCUGUAUUUAGUCCAUGGACAAUGAAGGGUGUGGGAAACGACGGUCCAACUCUGCUAGCAAAACAAUUGGGUUUCGAAACGGAAAACGUUUACGACGCUUUACAAUUCAUUAAAGGCAUUGAUGUUAAAUUGGUUAUUGGGGCAACAAAGGAAUUAAAUUUAGCAUUUCUUGUUUGCCUUGAGAAAGAAUUCGAAGGAGUUGAAAGCUUUCUUACUGAACAUCCAAAUACCAAUAAAAGACUAAAAUCAAAUAACAUGCCUAUAAUAUCGGGAUAUAAUAACCAUGAAAGUCUAUCAAGUUUCGUUCAAGUAACAGAAGAUUAUUUUAAAAGUACUGAUCUGUUUGCUGAAAUACCUUUACUAACAACUUUUGAUGGAGAAAUAGAUGAUUUAAUAAAGAUCGUUCGCCGUUUCUAUAUCGGUGAUGAAGAGAUGAGCAUCGAUAUUAAAUAUAAUCUGAUAGACUUUGCCUCUGACAUAAAUUUCAACUAUCCGGUUCAACGAAGUUUGGAAAGAUUUCUAGAUCUUUCCAAGCAAGUGUACCAUUAUAUCUUCUCUUACAACGGUAACAGAAACUUUGUAAAGAAGAGGAUGAAUAUAACAGAAGGUGGCGCAGCUCAUGCGGACGAGUUAGGAUACAUAUUUAAUAUGCAAACCCUGGACAAGGAGAUGGAUGAGUUCGAUCAGCUAGUUGUGGACAGGAUGACUACGAUGUGGACCAACUUUGUCAAAUAUGGAAAUCCAACACCAGAGACAAGUGACCUUCUUCCAAUCCAAUGGCAGGUGGCAUCCGAGGACAGCUUGACCUUCCUCGAGAUAGGCAACAACCUGCACCUUGGAUCCAGACCGUUCCACGACCGAAUGGCUUUCUGGGACCUCAUCUAUCAGACAUACGCAAAAACGACGAAUGGAGAAGAUUAACUCGAAGAGAAUUUGGGUGAAGAUGUUACCCGACAUUACUUUUGGUUGUACUUUAUAUGACAUAAAAUUGUAAAUUAUUAGCGCAUUGAAUUUUCUCAAUAAAUUUGUAGAUUUAAUUGAAA